Messenger RNA from Octopus sinensis (East Asian common octopus), 577 nucleotides. RefSeq lists its product as uncharacterized. Bases 17 to 577 code for a protein of 186 amino acids. NCBI's taxonomy places the organism in Eukaryota, Metazoa, Mollusca, Cephalopoda, Octopoda, Octopodidae. The record is from RefSeq and is a predicted model, not a curated record. The transcript is spliced from 2 exons.
UUGUGGACUAGAUUCAAUGAGAGAAAUCUGUGAUGAAUUCUUUCCGGAUAUACCAUCAUUUAGUACUGAAGACAUUUUUGUGAGUCACCAUUCUCUAAGGCUCUAUUUUUUGUUGAUCUAUUCGUCAAUUUAUAAAGCAUUUUCCGAGAGAAUUUCGCCAUUUUUGCACAACCGAGCAGCUAAUUCAGACGGAUUGCUGUGUAAUGUCAAUUUUGAUGAAAUUUACUGUUUUUAUUUUUUGGAAUUUUUAGAUGACAACAAUUUUCAGGAGGAUUCUGUCAAUAAUUCUCAAUUUUUUACUUGCAGGAGUUCUUUCCCCGUGGAUUACUCGUUGGACUGUUCAAAAGAUAUAUCCUCAUUAAGCAUAAAAGAAUCACUGAAUUUGGAGGCCAUCAAUGAAGUGGAAGGUAUUGAAGAAUCUGCCGUUUCUCAAAUUCAUGAUCAAAAUGACAUCAAACUCGAGAAUUCGAAAGAUUUUGUGCAACCCCAAAAACGUGUGUCAUCGAAAGAAGAACAAGGUGGUCGAGAAUUGCCUAUCCUACAGAGGUCUCUGUCACUUGUCAAGAAAUCGAAAUAA